Colletotrichum chrysophilum is the source of this 240-nucleotide messenger RNA. RefSeq lists its product as uncharacterized. Lineage: Eukaryota; Fungi; Ascomycota; Sordariomycetes; Glomerellales; Glomerellaceae. Gene Ontology annotation, molecular function: hydrolase activity. Bases 1 to 240 code for a protein of 79 amino acids. The transcript is spliced from 2 exons. The record is from RefSeq and is a predicted model, not a curated record.
AUGUCCUGCUCCGAGGUUGACCAUACGUUCGAUGUCCCAUCUCGUAGACGAGCGUUAGAUAUCCUUCAGUCCGAGAAGAAGAUCUAUCACUAUCAACUAUUUUCGGGCGUUGAGCACGGGUUCGCUUUACGCGGUGAUCCCAAGGACCCGUACCAACGAUGGGUGAAGGAGCAGAGCCUGGCUGAGAUUGUGAGUUGGUUCAACUAUUGGUUGUCCUGUCCACCAUCCACAACGUCAUAA